AUGGUGGUAGCUUUAGGUCCUGGAAAGUUUUAUGGAAGCGGCCUCCCAAGACCACGGAUCUACACAGACAUCAAGUACAACUCCUACCGAGUCGACCCACCUGUUUCUGUUACAGAUCCUUUAAUGUCGUGGUCAGAAGAAGCUCACUGGUCAAUGGGUGGCUUAAACGUUAAGCGCCAUCGUCUUCAAGGUCGUAUCGAAGGCAACAUCGAGAAGCUUCGGAGCCAGAUCGAGGAGUCAAUUAAGAAGAAAGAAUCCCUAAGCCCGCCGUCAUCAAAGAAAAAACCCAUUUCCAAAUCGUCGGAAAAAUCAGCCAAGAAGAAAGGGGCUGAUAUGGAUCGGAGUCGGAGCCCCUCGCCGCCGCCAGCUCCGCUAGCUAACAAGCGGAAGAGGCGGUUUCUGGGUUUGGUUGACGAGGACGAUGAAGGCGAAGGCGAAGAGAACGUGCCAGCUAGGAAGUUUCCGGUGAGGAAGCUUUCUGAUGAGUUUGAUUUCGUUGCGAAUACAAAGGAAAGUCCGGCGAGAAUCUCCAGAGGUAUUGAGUCUGAGACGCCGACAAUCGCUUUAAGGACUCGUGGUCAGAAAACGGUGAUUGAGGAGCCGAUUAAGACACUUUCGAAGGGUAAGAAGCGAUUGAGAAAGAUUGGUGAAAUUACAAAUGUUGAUGCAUCUUCUUCUUUCAGGAUUUCACCGAGAAUAGUUAAGCGUGUGUAA
Lactuca virosa is the source of this 714-nucleotide messenger RNA. The record is from the annotation of a GenBank genome assembly. Lineage: Eukaryota; Viridiplantae; Streptophyta; Magnoliopsida; Asterales; Asteraceae.